Hordeum vulgare subsp. vulgare (domesticated barley) is the source of this 1767-nucleotide messenger RNA. Its product is annotated as desmethyl-deoxy-podophyllotoxin synthase-like. The record is from RefSeq and is a predicted model, not a curated record. Lineage: Eukaryota; Viridiplantae; Streptophyta; Magnoliopsida; Poales; Poaceae. The transcript has 2 exons. Bases 61 to 1638 code for a protein of 525 amino acids. Gene Ontology annotation, molecular function: iron ion binding; heme binding; oxidoreductase activity, acting on paired donors, with incorporation or reduction of molecular oxygen.
ACAGCAGUUGAGCACGUAGUUGGAGAGACCACCUGAUUUGGCCCACUACCACCAGUCGCUAUGGACAUGGACCAGCUCUGCUUGAUGGCCGUAGCCACGAUUCUCCUGACGUUGAUUCUGAGGCAGGUUCUGGGCGGCAAGGGCACAGGUGCCAAGCUUCCUCCAGGUCCAUGGAACCUCCCCGUCAUCGGCAGCCUCCACCACCUGGUCGCCACGAAACUGCCGCCGCACCGCGCACUGCUCAGCCUGUCGCGCCGGUACGGCCCGGUCAUGCUGCUGAGGCUCGGCGAGGUGCCCAACGUCAUCGUGUCCACCCCCGAGGCGGCGAUGCUGGUGCUCAAGACCAACGACCUCACCUUCGCCACCCGUACCAGCGGCCCCACGCUGGACGUCGUCGGCAGCGCCAGCGAGGGCAUCAUCUUCGCGCCCUACGGCGAGCACUGGCGGCAGAUGCGCAAGGUCUGCGUCGUGGAGCUGCUCAGCGCGAUGCAGGUGCGGCGCAUCCAGUCCAUCAUGCAGGCCGAGAUCGCGCACCUCCUGGAGUCGGUCGCCGCCGCGUCCUCUGCCUCGCCGUCCGGCUCCGCCGUCGUCGACGUCGGCAAGGGGCUGGCCAGGCUGACCAACAACGUCAUCGCGAGGGCGGUGUUCGGCGGCAAGUCUCGGCAGCAGGAGGCGUACCUCCGGGAGCUCGACGUGAUGGCGAUUCUCGGGGGAGGGUUCAGCCUGGUGGACCUUUUCCCGUCCUCCCGGCUGGUGCGGUGGCUGAGCAGCUCCGGGCGCGCCAUGAGGAGGCUCCACUCCCGGAUGCAGCGCAUCCUAGGAGAUAUCAUCCAAGACCGCAAGGAGACCAGAGCACCGAAUGGUGCUUCGGAUGCUGCUACCGCUAGAGACAACGAGGACCUGCUGGACGUGCUCCUGAGACUGGGCAAGCAAGACGCCCUCAGUUUCCCUCUCACGUCCGAGAUCAUCAGCGCCGUCAUCUUUGACAUUUUUUCAGCUGCCACCGACACAACGGCUGCCACGCUAGAAUGGGCCAUGGCAGAGCUCGUCCGCAACCCACAGGCAAUGGCAAGGGCGAAACUCGAAGUCCGACAGAUGCUCAGACACCGCCGCAGCUCCACCAUCACGAGCGCCGACCUCGCCGGCCUGCACUAUCUUCGGAUGGUCAUCAAGGAAACGCUGAGGCUGCACCCCUCCGCUCCGCUGAUCCACCGGGCUAGCCAGGAGAACUGCCGGGUCAUGGGCUAUGACAUACCCAAGGGCACCGCCGUCAUGAUAAACGCCUUCGCCGUGGGGAGGGACCCGGCGCACUGGGGAGCGGACGCCGCCGAGUUCCGGCCGGAGAGGUUCCAAGGCACGAGCGUGGAGUACAGCUCGCAAGGGCCGCACAUGGAGUUCGUACCGUUUGGAGCUGGACGCAGGCAGUGCCCUGGAGCCCUGUUCGCGACCACCAUGCUCGAGCUCGUGCUGGCCAACCUGCUGUAUCACUUUGACUGGGCGAUUCCGGGUGGGGAAAGCCCGGAGACGAUGGACAUGGGCGAGGUGUUUGGCAUCAUUGUGCACACUAGGUCCAGCCUGCACCUGCAAGCAUCUGAAGCUUGCCAUCUACAAGACCAGACCACCGGUGUAGUGUCUUAGAAAUUAAUCACCGACAAUAUAUCAGGCCGGUCUCAUAUGCUAAAACAUCCCACGAGUUUUAUCGGUUGAGCAAGCAAGUUGUAAUAAUACACCAAAUAAUGUCUAUUCCUUCAAUAUUUAUGGGGAAUA